Aspergillus uvarum CBS 121591 is the source of this 3856-nucleotide messenger RNA. RefSeq lists its product as uncharacterized. The transcript is spliced from 3 exons. The record is from RefSeq and is a predicted model, not a curated record. NCBI's taxonomy places the organism in Eukaryota, Fungi, Ascomycota, Eurotiomycetes, Eurotiales, Aspergillaceae. The coding region runs from base 1 to 3411 and encodes 1136 amino acids.
AUGGAACAGCGCCUGGUGCUCGCCUCUACAUGGGGCUUUGAGCCCAUUGGUAGCCUCGGCAAUGAGGAUGGAAUGAACACAUCUUUGGAGGAUGGCUGCGAACUGAUCCCUACCUCAUCUAUUCAUAUCACCAAACUCUGGCUCUCAGCGAAUGGCGGGGUGGGAUGCUUCUCCUUCGAAUCCAGGAAACUACUGGCUAGCAUUGCCGACCUCACUUCAACCGAGAUCGCUAUGCUCGACGAUAUCAAGGGAAUCCAAGUCACGGGUACCAGUGAAGUGGAUGUAGAUGACGCCCUGGCUAAGCUUACUCGAGUUGAGAAGCCACUGGCAUGUGUUCAGCGUCCUAUCACGACCAACAUCCUUGAGUCGCCGGAGGACGAUGCGUUGCGCUAUCGUCUCGUGAAGUGCAACACCUUGAACCCGAUUGCGGAGCGUCGAGUUCUAGCAGAUCCGACUCUAGACCCACGCCUCGAUCCUGGUGACAUGUAUGUUUCAGUACAAUAUUCGAUUGACGGAGAAACUCACGCGUUGAAACUACCUCCCAAUCUGGCGAACCCACCUCGUCUUGUUUACGACCCUGGAAAAUCUCGCAUCUGGAAUGACUUCACCUUCCAGCCGCUUGGAAGUGAUGAGGGCUAUGACACGGUGUAUGAAUUGGCUGAAAGCGCUAUACCGAGAACCAAUGCGAUGACCAUAGCCGUCCCACCCUCGCUGCACCCUUACCUGACUGUUGAGAAGGCGAAGCAGGUGAACCAGUGGGUCGUAGAAGGGGCGCGAGUGGAGAAGGAUAUCCCUGAGCAGGAAUCCGUGGCUCCUGGUAUCAACCAGACUCUUAGUACUCAGGGUCCAGCCGCGACUCUCCAGGCUCCUGUUCCCAAGAUUCCAGCCCGUGCACCACGCGACGGCUCCGAAGCAACCGGGCCUCAGAGACCUGCCGGUGUGAAAGUGCGCAGGGUCGCUCCAGCCAGUAUCAAGCAGAAAGUACAGGCUGCUCCCUCGCUCCCUGAAACAAAAUCAGCUUCUACAACAACUCUUCCACCGGCUGAACCCAGAUCACCAAAACCCACAUCUUCAGAUCCGGAGGGAAACGAUCUUUCACCCCGUAGACGCUGGGUUAUGCAGUAUGAUGUCAAAAAUGGGGACCAAGACUUGCAGAGCGUCAAGAUGGAGGCUAAGGCACCUAACUCUCAGUCUCAAGCUCGGGCCCAAGCGCGGUCCUCAGAGGAUAAUCGGAGUAUGUCGUCAAAGUUCGAUUCGACCAAGUACGGUCUUGCGAGAUCAUCGCCACAACGGUCCUUCGGUAGACGAGGUAAUCCCAGUAUUCGUCCAGCCGCACUACGGAAGGUCGCCCGUCAGAAUCAAUUGAUCGAUAUCGACGUGCCAGUCAGCACAACUACCAGCACCCAAGUUGUUUCUUUCGAUCAGCCCGCACUGCUUCCCGUAGCGUCGUCACCAUGCGGCAGCAGCCCCGAUACCACAAUCGUGCUGGACAAAAACACGUCUGACCUUGUCGGGCUGACUAUUGGGGUUGGCAACCUCUUGGAUUCUAGCGAUUCGGAUUCUGGUCUGGAAGCCUCCUGGCGCAGCAGCAACCUGAUGAGUCAAGAUGAAAGGCUCAACGCUUUGCGUCAGAGCUACAAUGCAGCGGCAGUUGAAGUACUGCCUACGUCAGACGAAAUUCCCAAUGCCGCCGCCUCACGCAGUCAAGCGAAUGAGGCAUGGGUGAGGUCUAUGGUUACUGAUUUGGAGAGAGCACAGCGCUCGGAAAAGGAGUCUUCAAGCGAGGUCGGUUCCAGAGAGUUUCACAACACCCGGCACAGGGCCUUUAUAAGUGCUACCACUGCUAAAAGCAAGGCCGAGGCCAAGGCAAGAAGACAAGCGACACUAGAAGAUUCCUGGGGCAUCGGCAAGCCGAAGAAAAAGCCUGUUAGUUCGCCUGAAGGUCAGGAACCAGCUGCAAGCUUCACUGUGCAGGCCACGGUUGUGCCGAAGCCAGCUCCAGUGAAAGAUGAGAGUCUUCAACAGCAGGUGAAAAGUCUCUAUGAUGCUAUCAUUUCCAUCCUCGACUCGGCGGCGUGCUUUCCCGGGGCGAUUAACAUCGAGAUGCAAUUCGGUCUGAUUCUAGUACCCCUUCUUCCGAAGUCCUACAGAGAAAAAACCAUGACUGCAGAUGCUUGGACAAAAUUGUUUCGUCCACAGUCCGGCCUUUCGGCUCCAACCACCAAGUUCAUAAAGCGACUCACGACCUCUGGUGCCGACAUUGACCAUAUUGUGGAUAUCCGCACUUCGAAGGCCGAUGGAAAACUUCGUCUGUUUGAGCAGGAUUACACGGAUUACGGCGUGUCCUAUGAAUUCCACCUCCGCACCCGGUCCAAUCAAGUGUACAUGGUGGUCAUCGACGAAAACGGGGGGUACAGCGUUCGGAAGCCGGGGAAGAAACUGGGAGGGGUCAACUUUCACUUUCCAGCCUCUACAUGGGAUGCCAAUAUGUCGGUCAACCAAGUGAGAGGAUUUGUUGGCGAUAGCAAUCCGGACAUUGAACAGAUCGCCCAGCACCUCGCUAAGAGCAUAUGGGUCGAACCGGAUCGCAACCUCAUUUGCAUCUACACACGCCUGCCCACUGAGAUGGAGAAUAAGGUGACACUGGAGAAGGUGUACAUGAAGCGCUGGACUCGUCACCGCCAUCUGCAACACGACGAGGCUGCUGCCCGUAUCACUCGGGAGCCGGCUUCAGCUACUGUGGCUGCCAGUCCUGACAAAACCCUCGAUGAGGACGACAUCAAUCCCACUUCCAAUAUUUUCCUGCAAAUCACUGAAGUGCAAGACCUACUCUUCGGGAAACACUAUACUGAGCCAGAAGUCAAGCGAGCUCGCGCCACAGCACCAGCGGAGAUGGUGAGCAACGGCCGACUGUGGUAUGAGGUCUCCCUGGUCAGUCCUGCAAUCGACUCUCUUCUUAAUUCUAACGCCGACCUCGAAGUCGGCGAGCCCACGACUGACUGGCGCGGAAUUGACCUGUUCGGUCGCGACGCUGCUGCUUUGAUCGGUGACGCAACUGCGAACGAGGGUAAGACCGAAGACGAGACUCCCAGUGCCGUCGCCAAAGCCAUCGGCCACGCCGGUCUCGGAGAUAUGCUCCGUCUAGCGAGGACGGUGAUCCAGCGCAUCGACGCGGUAGGGUAUUGGAAUGCUCGACCCGGGAUGGACGUCCCGCUUGAGCCUCUCACUACCACCACCGCCUCGUUCUGCAGCAGUGCGCGGGCGCGUGGCGUGGUCGGCAUGUCACAUGGGGGUGAUGGCGAUGAUGACUCGCAGAGCAGUGAGGAGACUCUAGGUGUCCGGGUGGAUUCCAAGGGGGUCGUCCGGUACCCGGCCCAGGUAGAUAUCUUUUCGCCGCAGGAGUAUUGGUAGUCCGCUUUGAGCUUUCUUUUUGAAAUGCGGUAGGGGUUGUUUCUUCGGAGGGUGGCUCCGUACAUGGCAGGGGCAGUAGACUGAUUUGACGGCGAGGGCAUCUCGAUUACACAGCUGCAUGUACUGUUGGUUCCCCUGCUGUGCCAUCCGAUACCGCGCAUGCUGGCUUUUCUGCUUUGCUUCAAGUGACGGCGUUGGGUCUUUGACAGGGUCGGUGGCUAAGAAGAGGAAGUUUUCUCCCAUCAGUAAGAAGGCUGAGAACUCGAAUGGUUUGAUUCGGCACGUUGAGAGCAGGAUCUUAGGGGUUGUAAUGGCAGAGGAGAUGGGGAGUUGAAGAAGCCAGACUGUAAUUAGAAGAUCUAUCGAUGCUGGGUUUGAGGUUGUGGUUCAAUACUGUUCCUGCACUAGGUGUUGAUUGGCUUGGGUAGAUGGUAUGAGGGUGAGG